Triticum aestivum (bread wheat) is the source of this 3032-nucleotide messenger RNA. RefSeq lists its product as uncharacterized. The record is from RefSeq and is a predicted model, not a curated record. The transcript is spliced from 2 exons. Lineage: Eukaryota; Viridiplantae; Streptophyta; Magnoliopsida; Poales; Poaceae. Gene Ontology annotation, molecular function: protein binding. The coding region runs from base 65 to 823 and encodes 252 amino acids.
UCCGCCCCCGUCUUCCUCCGCCUGACUAAAAAGGCUAGGUCUUGCCGCCGGCGGCGGCGGCGAAAUGAACGCGGCCGAGGAUGCCCGCCGCCGUACCACGCGCACGCGCACGCGCCUCCAUCCACAUACCCACGCGAGUGAGGCGGGCGAAGCAGUGGCCCGCCGCCGCAGCACGUGCCUCCAUCCCCAUCCCCAGAUCCAGGCCAGUCACGACGGCGACGGAGUGGCCCGCCGCCGCAGCCCGCGCCUCCAUCCCCAGGCCCACGCGAUCGAGGAGGGCCAAGGAGUGGCUCUCCGGCGCAGCACGCGCCUCCGUCCCCAUGUCCACGCGGGUGAGGAGGCAUCCGGAGUUACCCGCCGCAGUCGCCGUCGUGGCCGCCGCGGAAGCUCGCCGGCGGGGCUGUCCUCGCCUCUUGAGGACGACGAUCUCCUGUGGGAGAUCCUCCUCCGCCUCCCGCCGGAGCCCUCCUCCCUGCUCCGUGCCUCCGCCGUCUGCAAGCGCUGGCGAUGCGCGGCCACCGACCCCAGGUUCCAACGCCGAUUCUGCCAACACCACCGGAAGCCGCCCCUCCUCGGCUUCUUCGAGCACAGCGUCGAUGGUAUCGUCUUCAAACCUGUCCUGGACCCUCCCGACUAUAUCCCUCCUCAGCGCUUCGACGUAAGACUCCACGGCAUUGACAGUGGCCGUGGCACGGGGGUCAAACUGCUGGGGUGCCGCCAUGGUCGCCUCCUCCUCAUGCAUUGGCAACAGGCAGAGCUUAUUGUAAUUGCUCCCAUCACCGGCAAGAAGUUCUGCCUGACCGUUCCGUCCAAGUUAAGUUAACGGGGGACUGCUACCUUGAUGGGGCGGUGCUCUGCGCUGCUGCUGACCAUGGCCACGUGCACGGAAGCUUCCACUCAAGCCCAUUCAAGGUGGUCUUGCUGUCGACGAGCGCCUACCGUCAUGGUCCACAGCCCGCCUUUGCAUGUGUUUACUCCUCGGAGAUUGGCAUGUGGAGCGAUCUUAUCUCAACGCCGACUCCAUGUCAGCUUCAUGGUGCUUAUAUUCAUGGGUCACUUAUUGGUAAUUCACUUUACUGGAUGUGCACUCACAGAAUGUAUAUAUUUGAGUUUGAUUUGGAUGGUCAGAGCCUAGCUUUGAUCACAGCGCCUCCCAAAAUAAAUGAGGUCCGCCACAACUAUGACGGUAUGACCAACGUGAGAUCAUCCGGAUGGUGAAUGGUGUUGUUGGUCUUGCCAUAUUGUCUCCUUAUUACCGUAGCAUUCAAAUGUGGCAGUGGAACGUCAAUUGUCAUGGUGAUACCAAAUGGGUGUUGUGCAAGUCCAUUGAAAUGAAUAACAUUCAUGGGAUCCCUCCUGGGGUUAGAGAGAGGCCAGAGUUGGUAUUUAGACUGAGAUAUGCUGAGGAUACUGGUGGUAUAUUUAUAUAUGUGGGCUGGAGUGUCUAUAUUGUUCAACUCAAGUCGAUGCAAUCUUGGAAACUUUGUGAAACCCACUAUGUUAAUGGCCAUCAUCCUUUCAAUAGUUUCUAUAUGCCAGGCACAAUCAUUGCUCGUGGUUAUGUUGGAGCUGAAAUGUUGUGCAGUAGCGAUACAUAGGAUGACUUUCGACCUUGAUGUGCUAAUGUGCUGAAACGGUUCAUCAGGUAAGAAGAUCUUCUGAAUAUACUUUUGUGGAUUUUGAAUUGUUUGAUUUUCUCUUUAGAAGAAAUAUCUGCCGGCCACUGUGGGUAGCAUGCACCCUUAAACUACUAUCCAUUCAGCUAUAGCAAUUCACGCUUGCUAAUAAAACAGACAAGCAAUUAAAAUGGUGGUGUUGCCAAGUAAAAAGUGACACCUUUUCAACGAUAAAUGAUAUCCAGACGAUUCAAAUGUUGUACGCCGAGUUUUCUCUUGGCUUAGUUGUUCCAGAAUCUAAUAAGUUGAAAGCAAUACAUUAGUGGCCCAGCUUGUUAUUACAAACACCAGUCACAUUAUUCAACUCGGUCACCCAACAAAUUCAUGUGAAAAGGCUGAAGGGUUUAUUUUGUUGUCAUUGGUAUUCCUAGGAGAUAUAGCCAGUAAUGUGACGAAAAAGCAAUUUGGCUCCCGGAUCCAGAUGAUCCCGGUAUCUGGACCGACCAGGAGCAUCGGGAUGUGCGCUCAGCCUCCUAUUUCAUAUGGUAUUCGUUCGGCAGAAUCUCCCCUGCUGGCCCACACAGCACAUUUAUUGCAUGACGACAGCAUCUACGGCCCAUGUGGUACAGACGGACCUGGCCGGUGGUACACACGCCUGGAUGCACCUGGGCCACUGGCAGAAAACGAACGAUGCCGUCAGCCCCACUCCCACCCUCACCUAACCGGGGCCACAGUUAUCUUCCUCCAUACGCCUCCAAAAAUAUCCUCAUCUGCACAGAGCUCCAUCCACAGUUCCAUCCUUAUAUGGUACAACCUGAAGCAUGCCGACACUAAGAUGAAGGAAAAGAAGCUGAAAAAGAAAUAAAAGAUGAAGUCUUGAGAUGGUACAGUGGGCAUAAUCCUAACGUGCAGGCGACCUCACAGGGACUCAAGCAGAUAGUUCAGAAACAUAUAGGAUAAUCCUUGUUUUCUUGACUUCAAAUGACACGUGUCAUCCUAAUUGGUAAGAACUUGUUAGUGUAAGCAUAUCCUUGCAAAAAAUUACAGCUAUCCAUGCAUCUUCAAAUGGCAGAAGUAAAAUCUACUGAAGCACACUCACAUUUAUGAAACCCUCGUUUUCUAGUUCAUCAUCUGAUAAACUUUCAUCACUACCAAAAGAAACAUAAUCAUUCAGCAGCCAGAAGACAUUAUGGAUGCGAUAAGUAACAAUCAAUGGGUCCGUCGUUCUAGCAAUGAUUGAAAAAACUGACCAUUGUAGAUUUGAACAUGAUUAGGAAACUUCCAAUCGUCUUCCUGUGGAUGAUUUAAAAAGUGCCAACAAACAUUUCUAGAAAAGUUGUUGGAAGUUUGAUCGAAUCAUUGGAGAAGUCUGAACCAUCUAGUAUUUAGAGUCUUGAUAUUGAUAAAAAUUCUGAA